AUGAGUUCAGAAGGAACUGAUCAGCUGUUGCAGGGAUCAAGAAAGUUUGCCGAUGAAAGCCAGCAUGAGCCCAGAAUGUAUGAGCUCUCAUUCUUGCGGCACUCGAUCAUGCCGAUAUGUUCAACCUUUUUUCGCUCGCCGAUAUGUUACCAUUUUUAUUGAUAAUUCAGGGCACCGAUGCUUUCGUAUUCAAGAGAUUUCCUUCUGUCCCUGCGUGAAAAGGACGUUUGCAAGAGGUUACCUGCUGGAUUCGAUUCGUCUCUUCUGAGGUACAAAUUACUGCUCACCUCUCCUCCUCGGCGUUAUCUGUCAUGUCGUGGAAGCAGACUCACUCUGAAGUGGUCCUUGAAACCAGUGAAAUCGAGGAGCCCGCCAAUAGUUCUCUCGAGUGGCAGAGGAGUCUGGGAAGCUCGUCAUUGCACACGUCCAAACGCAGCGACUAUGGACCUUCGUCCUUUAGUAGAGUGGAAGGCUAUUCUCGAGGAAACAAUACUCGAUGGGACACACGUUCAAGUGGGUCAAGCGACAAGGAUGGGAAUACGCUGUCUGAUCGUGAUACAUUCAGUCAAGGUUCUUCUAUCUGACACUUAAAAUUACUCCUCGUACUCAAACUUUACAGACAGCUAUUCUGUUCGCAUUCGUUUUGAAAUCGGACCUUCAUAGAGUAUACUUUCAUGUCUCUUCUCGUUGUAGUGGUGCCAACUUUGCCAUCAAAGCAUGUUUCCACUUUUUUUUUUUCUAAGUUGUAGUAUGUAAGGUGCUAAUAAUGUCAGGUAUCUUCGGUCACUGAACAACAUGGAAUGCUUUAUUUUUAAUCAAAUAUUUUCUAUGAAACCAUUUAACUUAUGAAGCAACAUUGAGGUUCCACAAUGUUCAUCUGGCUGAUUUCAAAUUCUCAAAGUCAAGACUUCCCAGUCAGUUUGAGUACUGAUGGUUUCUUUUGCAAAUAAAGGUUUCCUCUUUUUGGAAUAUUUAUGAGCUCGCAUGAUUUAAAGUGGAAGUUUAUAACCUAUAACUACCUUCCUGAAAACUUGAAUUUGUAAAAGCUAUUGUUGAAAAGCACAGCCAAAGUUUAUCGCUCAAUCUCUAACGUGUCUAAAAACCUGUAAUUAAAAUAGAAUUAGAAAGGGUGACUUUUUUGUGAAUUUUCCUUUCCUGUGAUAAAAUAGAAAGGAUCCCUUUUGAUAGAUGAUUGAGAAUGAAGGCCCAAGGCUGGGAAGAAUGAAUAGGCAUAAUGGGAGGACAGGAUACAGAGUCCAAAUUCACAUUUAAUGAUUAGUAACUUCGUAACAGAUGAUAUGAGAAUAAUAAUCUUGAAGCAGACAGAGAUAUUCAUAAUGACUUAGUCUUACCUGGUGUGCACCCCUUUAAAUCCUUCAUGUCAUUUGCAUUGGAGUCCGAAUUUUUAUGUAUUAGGUUUAAUUGCAAUGCCAACUCUAGAUAGUGACUCUUUUCACUGCAGUUAUGCAUGUAAAAUGGUGGAGGACAGAAAAAAACUGUGUUAUCAACUUUUUCUCUCACUCUUUUAGAUUAGUCUGCCACAGUCAAAGCUGCACAAAUCAAAACUUACCCCACCGAUGGAGACACUUUUAGUCUUGAUACAAUGCUUCUCAUUAGAUUGGGCAAGACCCCUUGAACCUUUUCUUCUGGGUCUUCCAGUUGACUGAGUUAAAUUCUGAAGGGUAUAUUUUUCCCCUUUGGCUCCCCGUCAGCACUUGACUAUAGGCUGAAAAUUUCCAAUACUGUGACCUUGUCACAUUCUGACACUUACCAGUAAGAUGUCAUACCCUUUUGGAUAAUCCUGAACUCUUUGUAUGUGACGACACCACUUCUGUAGAAACCUUUCAUUAUGUUGAAAACUCAAUGAAUGAGUUUAGUAAAAUGUAUUAUUGAUUUAAUUAGAAUGCUGAAAAUUAUGUUUGGUGGAAUUUUAGGGCUAGAGAUGACUUUCAAUACCCAGAGUGCAUUUGUGGCAAUGCUAUCCCAUGAUAGAGGUUUGAAGAUUAUACCAAUACUGCAUUAUUGACAACAGUACGUUUGAAGUUCAGCACACAUUUUUUGACUUAAUGAUGUGGUGUAACACAAUGCCAUUCAGUAUGUGAGGUUUAAGUUCAGGUUGCAGAAUUUUUGCUGAUAUCUUAGUUUUGUUGCGACUUCUCAUCACUGAAAACAUUGUGUUUUUACCUGCGUUAUUACCAUUCUGAGGGCAUUUAGUAUUUUCAAAUAAGGUUGUUAACAGGGCACAGUUUGUCACAAGCAAGAUUACUAUGUAACAGGCUUUCAGUGCAUUCUUGUUCUUCCAUUUCUUUAAUAAGCAUUUCCAAAAUCUGACUAGAAUUUUGAUCUAAUAUCUUAUAUCCUCAACGUGAUAUGUUAGGAUGUUAGUCUCAUUACACCUUUCAUUCAUAACAUAUACUACUCCAAAGUUGUGAAUUAAUGUCAGGUUUCCAUUCAUUUGGCCUUGUAAAACUUUCUCAAAAUCAUCUCUAGAGGACUGAGCUUCUACAACUUUUGUGAAAUUUGUUUAUGCAUUCAUGAUACCUGUGUUUGUCCACUCUUCUUUUAUCCACUUUCCUUUCAGUUGUAGAUUCCUUGACAGAGGAAAUAAUGUAAUUUCUCUAGCAUAUCCGUUUCGUUUUUCAUAUUAAUUGUGGUGGUAUAUGGGUUUUUCCAGAAAGUCACCACUGACAACGAAUAAUCAUAAUUUCCCUGAAGAAUUUACUUCCUUUAUUCUCUUAAAGGGUGAGAUACGAGGAUUUGCCAGGAUUUACACAUAUUUUCGUACUACUCUUGGCCUGGCACUUUCAUAACAUAGCCUUCCGCCACAUGUCCUUCAAGGCACAUUGCUGUCUUUUCUGGAAUGUAACUUCGCAGCAUACAGUUCUGUUGUUCCGGUCAUCAAGCAGAUUUUUGACAUUAAAGUUGUGUUUGAUUGAAUUCUCCAAUACCUGGAUUUGCUCAAAUUCUAUGUGAAAGUAAUAAAAUCUACUUCCUGGCUACGUGGUGUCAGUUUUAAACUCAUUGUCGAACAUUCUUCGAUCAUUCUACUGGGAGAAGAUCUCUAUUUAUUGGCAAACAUUUCUGUUUAGUAUGCUCUAGCUGUCUCUGGAACCUUGCUUACUUAUUUUCCCUAGUUGAAAUCAGUCUCAUGGAAGUGGUGGUUUUGUUUGGCUAUUCUUAAUUUCCCGUCUCCACAGAUUCUGGGAGACGGAGUGUGAGCCAAUAUCGAAGGCUGGGGCAGAAACCAGAGCAAGAUGGUCUUCUGGGAAGUGGAGUUUUUCCAAGACCUUCUGGAUACCAGGGUUGGGCCACAGCUUCAAAAGACAGAGGGGAAGGUCAUUACCAGCUAAACAGGAGUAGUGAACCAUACCAACCACCACGACCUUAUAAGGUCUAA
Messenger RNA from Spirodela intermedia, 3397 nucleotides. Lineage: Eukaryota; Viridiplantae; Streptophyta; Magnoliopsida; Alismatales; Araceae. The record is from the annotation of a GenBank genome assembly.